CUUCAUUGUGUUGACACAUUCAGAACUCAUCUUUCUCACAAUAUCCCUCAAUUGUGAGGCACUCUGAAUGGUGUAUAUGCACAGGGACUUUUAUUUUAAGAUCUGAUUUCAUCAAUGAUCUGCACUGUCUGAUUGAUUAUAGACGAUAUAAAGUGGUUCUCAGACCAGACAAGAAGCACUGCAUUCAAUUACAUUGCUCUGAAAUGUAUUUUACCACAGUAAUAUCAAUGAAGUUUCUGUGCUCGCCUGCUGCUACUGAUGGCGCUCGUGUUUAAACGGGUUUUCAUCUGGUUUUACGCAACUAAAUGAUUGCUUAAGGACCAAUCCCAAAUCUGUUUUUGUACCCCUUCCGAGUUUUCCGGUAGACAAAACAAUGUGGGAGAUGGGUCUGAAAUACGGGAGACUCCCGGGAAAAACGCGAGUGUUGGCAGGUAUGAGCUAAAGAGAAUUGGUUAAUUACAUUACAACAUUGAUGCUGAAAAAGGAACCUUAUGAACCGUCACAUUCAGCCGACACUGGAAGUUUAUCUGUGGCUGAAUAGCACUAGCUGUGCAUAUGCAGCUCUUUGCGUGACAAACUUGGAAUUUUGAAGGGGGAAAGGAUGCAAUUGCCUUUUAUUCAGUGGCAUAGUGGAAACAUGCCUCCACAUGAAAGGCAGGUUUCCACACGGUUUUGUUUUUCGUCUUCUUCGCUGUGGAUGCUUUGCUUUGGAAUGCAACUAACAAAAGGCGUUUACUUAUCUCUCAUCAGUGAUAUGGUUUAAUGUACUUGCAUAUGUAAGUUUGAGUAGCAGCAGGAGUUUGCUGGAACACUAGUGAGUAAGGAAGUGUCACGCUUGAGUUUAAAAAAAGAGAUGUCUUUGUAACUGGAGGGGUAUAAAUUGUUCAAACUUGUGUCGAAAGUCGUUUGUUGUGGAAACCAGCCAGGACUUCUGUAAAGCUGACAACACUCAAUCAAAAGGAACCAUAUUGACCCAGCCUAGAUCUCUGAUCCUGUAAACUGACCAAGAAAGAUUCACUGAUUAUUCAUCAUGGCAUGUGAACGGGACUACAACACUCUAAUGGCUGGUGUGCGAGAGCUUGAUCUUCAAGGAAAUGCAAUCCCCAGCGAUCUUUUACUAACAGGUGAACAUUCAAUUCCCCUUGCCGUAAAUCCACGUGGUCAGGUACUGAUGGCUGCAUCUCAUUAUGGUCAGGGACGUAUUGUGGUGUUGGGACAUGAAGGAUUCCUAACACGCUUUCCUGUCCUGAUGAAGAAUGCCCUGACUUGGCUCAGGCCAACUACCAGAGAUGCUGGGGUUGUAGGAAUUCAGAGGCGUUUACGUGCAGUAGCUGAAAACUUCCCAAUCAAGACAGAGCUAGGAGACUUUCGGAAUGACUUAUCUAUAUAUAUCACCGAUGCUUACAGUGUUGAGACAUGUGCAAAGGAUCUGGUAGCUUUUCUCAAAGCUGGGGGUGGUUUGAUUAUUGCUGGACAAGCCUGGCAUUGGUCUCACAAACACCCACAAGAAAGCACUAUUAGGAACUUUCCAGGCAACAAGGUCUGCAGUGUUGCAGGGAUUUACUUUACAGAGCAUCCAGGACAAGUCAGCAUCUUUCCUGUUCCUAGAAAUAUCCCUUCUACUUGGCGUGCUUUGUCAAUGUGCCAGAAUGUUAAGAAGGAUUUGGAGUUCUUGCUGGAAGGUGUCUCAGAGUUCGACACUUGUGGGACUUCAGCAUCUGAGGUGUUGGUGCACGGACCAUUGGCAUUUCCCAUUGCUCUCACUCCAGAUGGAAAACCAUUUUUUGCUGGUGCCUAUUAUGGGCUAGGUCGAGUAAUUCUGGUAUCCCAUGAAUGCUACCUGAGCAAGAACACCACAUCCACUUUCAUAAUCAAUGCCAUCAAGUGGCUUGAUGAGGGUCGCCAGGGUGUUGUUGGGAUCUUACCAAGCCUCAAAGCAGCCCAUGAGGUACUGGCCAAAUCUGGUUUAGAUUGUCAGUUGACUGAUUUCAGAGAUGACCUUAGCGUCUACGUCUGCACUUCUUACAGUGAUGCCCACUGUGCAGAGAUCCAAGAAUUUGUUGCAGAAGGUGGAGGACUUCUGAUUGGGGGUCAUGCUUGGAAUUGGGCUAGAACUAACUGGAGCUCUAAUGUGAUGACUGAAUACCCAGGAAACCGCAUUCUUAACGAAAUGGGAUUGAUUCUUUUGGAAAAUACCUUGAGGGGAGGGUUAUAUAAAGCUCCAGAAGUAGAGCAUAGUAGUGAAGAGGGGUACCACUUUUGGAGAAUGCUGCAGCGAUUUGCUGAACAUGUCAAAUUAGGGCAAAAACUGACUGAUCAAGAACAGGACUACCUGAAGCAGCUGGGCAACGAUUGUGCCAGUUACCUUCGCAUGCGCUGUUAUGAUAGUGCCGCUUACACUUCAGUGUUAGCUCUUCUUACUGACAUAGUGAAGAUGCCAAGUUUUCCACAAGUGAGUAGUACCUGUCCUGUGGAAACUCCCAAAGACCGCAUGAUGCUCCACAUUGGUAAGGAGGUCUACAAAGUGACACCUGAUCCUGAUGACCUUAUUUCAUACAUCAUCAAGGACAGACCCAAUUUGCCCACUGUGUCUAAUGCAAGAGUUCGGAUCACUGCCAACACUGCAGAUUCGGAAGAAUGGAUCAGCACUGGCUUAUAUCUUUCUCCUGGUAUGAAGACAUACAUCACAAUACCUCCAGAGAUCAUUGGAACAAAAUGGCAGGUACAGCUUGGUUGUCAGACAGAUAACAUUGGUGGAUCAAACGUCCUCAAGCGAGCUCCUGUGGUCCAUGAGCGAUUCCCCUUGGACUCAGAAAAGGUCCAGGUCUGUAAUCUGUGGGGAGGACUCAUCUACUUCGUAGCACCUCCCGAAAGCAAAGUGGAUGGGGUGGAAAUUGUUGUGCAGACCGCAGUACAGGCUCCAUACUUCAAGUCUGGAGAGACCAGUGUAGCUGACUGGGUGGGCAAGAUUCGUCAGAGACCUGCUCCCUGGGCAGAACUUGAGUUUGAAAACCUCGUCAUGACCUUGCCCUCAGAUUUCAUUCGGAAUCUGGAGCGCCCUGAUGAGGUGGCUAAACUUUGGGAUGCCAUAAUGAGAAGCGUAAGUGACUUGGCAGCAACUCCGGCCAAAUUCCGGCGCAAGGAGCGAUUUGUUGGAGAUGUUCAGAUCUCUGCUGGCUUCAUGCAUUCUGGAUAUCCCAUAAUGAUGCUCUCCAGUUCUGCUUCACAACUACUAAAUGUGAAGGAAGCCCAUAAACAUGAUUUCUGGGGACCACUUCACGAGUUGGGCCAUAACCAGCAGCGUAAGGUUUGGGAGUUUCCUCCACACACCACUGAGUGCACCUGCAACCUGUGGUCAGUGUACGUCCAUGAGAAAGUGCUGGGUGUGAAUAAGGCUAAAGCUCAUCCAUGCAUGACUCUAGAAAGCCGGCAGGCUUGUAUCAAGAAGUAUUUCAGUGGUGGAAAGGAUUUAAAAAACUGGACUAAGGCCACAGCACUCGAGACUUACAUGCAGCUUCAGGAGAAAUUCGGCUGGGAUGCCUUUAAGAAAGUAUUUUCUCUCUACCAUGAUAUGAAAGAUGUCCCAAAUGACAACGCAGGCAAGAUGAAUCUAUAUGCCAAGACCUUCUCCAAGGUGGUCAACCACAACUUGUCUCCAUUCUUCAAAGUGUGGGGUUGGCCCAUCCAGCCCAACACAGAACAGGAGCUGUCCCAUCUGCCAGCAUGGAGAGACCAUCCUGUUAGCCAGUAUGCAUAAGAACAUGUUGGAUAGCAAUGAAUUAUGCACACAGUUUUUUAUAUGAAGUUUAAAAAACAUUACCAUAAUCAUGUUUUACUUUUCAUUUGAUUAGUGCAUAGAUGAUAUAUAUCAGUGUGAUAUCCUUGCAUGUUAUUUAAAGCACUUAUUAAUCAAAUGCAGCUGUAUGGUUAGUCAGCCAAAGAUAAAUGUAACCAGAAAAGUUUUUAAAUGUAAGAAAUAAUUCUCAACUCAUUAAAUAAAUCACAAAAAUUAA
Molecule: messenger RNA, 4013 nt
Organism: Danio rerio (zebrafish)
Lineage: Eukaryota; Metazoa; Chordata; Actinopteri; Cypriniformes; Danionidae
Source: RefSeq, a predicted model, not a curated record